UCUAGUGAGGCCGCUAGUGAUUGUGCAGGGCCAUUCGUCAACAUGUGGCGCGUUGCGGCGGACGCAUUUUUUGGAAAUGGAGACAAUGUGGAACAAACAAGAAAUUUUCGGCAAAGAAUUAAUCCAUUUGAGGAUUUCGAUGACGAUAACUUUUUCAGAAAAUAUAGGUUCCCGAAGCCUAUAUUUACUGAACUGCUGGAUAUUCUCGAGCCGGCCCUUGAGCGAAAUACACACAGGUCCCACGUGUUGGAUAGCUCGCUUCAGCUAUGUACUGCCGUCCGAUACUUCGCCCAAGGAGGGUUCCUGCCAAUGGUAGGGGAUGUGCACGGUAUCGGUCCAAGAGUAACAAGCAAGUGCAUUCACACCGUAGCUCAAGCCAUUUGUGAUCGUAUGGACCGAUUCAUCCGAUGGCCAACAGUCGACGAAAUAGGCAUAGCUAAGAGGCAAUUCUAUGAAAGAUUUCAAUUCCCGUGCAUAGUCGGCCUCAUCGAUGGUAGCCAAGUACCUAUUCAAGGUCCAUUUCCACCUGCUAAUGAAGCCGUGUACAUUUGUAGGAAAGGAUUCCACUCAAUCAAUGUUCAAAUUGUUUGUGAUAUGAACUUGAAUAUCAUUGAUUUAGACGCAAGAUGGCCCGGGUCAACCCACGACUCCUUCAUUCUUCGCAAUUCCCACAUAUGGGACAUGUUCGAACAAGGGCGGGUUAUUCCAAAUACCUGGCUCCUCGGCGAUAGUGGAUAUCCGCAGAAACCAUGGCUCAUGACACCAUACCAGAAUCCAGCAAAUGAUGCGCAGGAACGAUAUAACACGCAGCACAAGCACAUUCGCUCCAUCGUUGAACGGUGUAAUGGGGUGUGGAAGAUGAGAUGGAGAUGCCUUACCAAACCAAACAUGUUUCAGCCGGCAAAAGCGUCGAAAAUUAUAGCAGCAUGCGGUGCACUGCAUAAUUUUGCUGUUGCACAUGGAAUUCCCAUAGGUGAAGAAAUUGACGAGGAUCUCAUCAAUCAGCAGCAUGACGACCCGAAUCAUGAUCCGGAACCCAACGUUGGGAAUGAUGGUGCUCGUGCACGUGAGGAUCUUGUGCGCCGAGUUUUCACCCGCAGACAAUAAACUGUUUUAAUGCAUCUUCUCAUAGUAUUGCGAAGAAGUCAUUCCUUCCGUUCCCGAAGAAACUUUUGCUUUUUUUGGCAUAGGCCGGGGCGUAUCAGAUCG
Molecule: messenger RNA, 1209 nt
Organism: Lineus longissimus
Lineage: Eukaryota; Metazoa; Nemertea; Pilidiophora; Heteronemertea; Lineidae
Product: putative nuclease HARBI1
Exons: 3
Coding region: 43-1107 (354 amino acids)
Source: RefSeq, a predicted model, not a curated record